AUGGCGGGGGCUCCAGCGUACUCGAUGAUGAUCGAUCCCCAACCUCAAAUUGGGGCGCAUCUUUCAUCAGGCCCCAGUCUCAAGAUGACCACCGGCGAUAUUGGUAUUCUACGAUCAACACUUCUUCCGUCCUUUGGACUCUAUUCGGGCUUAUCAGUCGCGACCUAUCUCACAGCGCAGGCCACAGACCGUGCUGAGGGGAAAGACUGGCUAUGGCCAUCUGCUCAAGUCCUCAAUGCCUGGCUGAUGGCUGUUGGCCGUCCGAUGUAUGAACAUGGCCUCACAUUCUCUGAUGCCUGGAAGGAACUCUCAUGGUCGGAGAAGCUGCUUCUUGGAGGUGUGACGGUCUGGGGAACCCGAUUGUUUGCGCGCAUUGCAAGCCGCUCGCUGGCUCGCGGAAAGGAUGAUUCUCGGUACGACGCACCGAAGAAAGAGCCUGGUUUCUGGAGAUCCGCGCUCUUUCAGAUGUUCCUGCCGGAGGCAGCAGUCUUGAGUAUUAUUUCUUUGCCAUUCACUGUGCCAUUUGUCGCCAGUCGAACGACUCUCUCCCUGGGUGCUCAAACGCUCGACGCCAUUCGGGCGCUGGGUGUCGGUCUUUUUAGCUCUGGCUUCGCGCUCGAGGUACUGGCCGAUAGCCAAGUUGAGCGCCAUCGCCAGGAACGAAGUGAUCUGUGUCGUCAUGGCGUUUGGAGUAUUGUCCGCCAUCCCAACUACUUGGGAGACACUUUGGUGCAUCUAUCGUUUUUGGUCCUGAACAUCACGAACAAGUUUAACCCUCUUGUCCUUGUUGGACCUCUCACCAAUUAUCUCUUCCUUCGUUUCGUUGGCGGCGACAAGCAGACCGAGCAGAGCCAAGAGGAGCGAUACCGAGAGAACGCACCCGAGAAGUACGAGCAGCUGUGUGCUUGGCGCAAGGAAAAGAACAGUUUCUGGCCUUCUCUACGAGAAAUUACCAAUCCAUGGACUCUGGCAGUCCUUGGAUGUGGAUUCUACUAUCGCGCAAGCACUGUUUCUAGCCACCACGGUAUCAUUAAAGCCAUUCCAACUGAUCCCACGUAUCGGCGGCCCCAGAGUGGAUCAGUGGACCUCGGCCCAUCCGAGACGGGACAAGCGCCAGAUCCCCUCGUGCUUCUCUUCUCGAGUAUUCCAUCUCCGAAGCCGAAACCUUAUCGCGAUCAGCCACGUACUGCACAAAUCGUUGACUCACCCAAUUCGCCAGAAACUGAAGGAAUACAGAGCAGCCAGCCGGCCCUGACUCACCCUACAACCUUCCAGGCCUGA
Messenger RNA from Penicillium diatomitis, 1281 nucleotides. RefSeq names its product DUF1295 domain protein. Bases 1 to 1281 code for a protein of 426 amino acids. The record is from RefSeq and is a predicted model, not a curated record. Gene Ontology annotation, cellular component: membrane. The transcript has 4 exons. Lineage: Eukaryota; Fungi; Ascomycota; Eurotiomycetes; Eurotiales; Aspergillaceae.